AUGACUAAUUAUCAUAACAAAGUUAAGCUCCUACUUGGUAUGAAAGCACUUUUAAUCAUAGCUUUCUUGCAAUGUGCAAACUCAUCCACCCCCCACGACCCGGCCGAAAUCCUGCUCCACGUCAUGCAAACCCGAUUCCAGGUCCCGCGUGGUUCUUUCGACAACUGGCGAAACUCGACCGGGCCGUGCAACUGGACUGGCAUCUCGUGCGACCCGAUGAGCCAAAAUGUCGUUUCCAUAAACUUAACCGGUUUCAACAUUUCCGGUCCCUUCCCAUCGGAGUUCUGCCGGAUUCCGACCCUUCAAAACCUUGACGUUUCCAACAACUACUUAGGCGGCAGAGUCGAGCUCCUCUCGAUUUCCAACUGCUCGAAUCUCGUCUCCCUCAACCUCUCGUUCAACCUCUUCGUCGGCACCCUGCCAGAUUUCCCGCCACAUUUUGUCAAACUAAGGAUUUUGGACCUUUCGUGCAACAAUUUUUCUGGGGAGAUCCCCGGGAGCUUCGUCAGCUUGCGGAAUCUCGAGCAUCUCAACCUCAUUUCCAAUUUGCUAAACGGGACGGCUUUCCCCGAGUUCUUAUCCAAUAUGACCGAGUUGACUCGACUACUCCUGUCCUGGAAUCCCUUCCGCCCGAGCCGGCUCCCGAGGAACAUCGGCCGGCUCACGAAGCUCGAGGAUUUCCAGGCCGUGUCCUCCAACCUCAUUGGCGAUAUUCCGUACUCAAUCGGGAACCUCAGAUCGGUUAAAAACUUCGACGUAUCUCAAAACAAGCUGCAGGGCACGAUCCCCGCCAGCAUCGGUGGCAUGACGAGCGUGGUCCAGAUUGAGCUGUACAACAAUCAUCUUUCGGGCGAAAUUCCUGAUACAUUCUCCAAACUGACAUCACUCCUACGUUUCGACUUCUCCCAGAAUAGCUUGACGGGGAGAAUCCCCGCCAGCCUGGCUGCCCUGCACGUCGAGUCCUUCCAUUUGAAGAACAACUUUCUGUCGGGGAACAUCCCCGAGGUUAUUGCUCUCAAUCCGGUGCUCUCCGAACUGUUGCUGUUCAACAAUAGCUUGUCUGGAAAGAUACCUGCCAAUUUGGGACUAUAUUCGGGCCUCGAGCAAUUCGACUUAUCAAACAACAACUUGGAGGGCCCGCUGCCACCCAACCUGUGCCAUGGGAAGAAGCUAAUGAUUCUGAAUAUCAUCAACAACAGGAUUUCGGGUGAGAUACCCGAAUCGUACGGGGAGUGCCUAACCUUAGUCCGUGUCCGCAUUCAGGACAAUGAGCUCUCGGGGAUUGUGCCAAACGGGCUGUGGUGUUUGAGCAAGCUCAAGUACCUGGAGAUCUCGAACAACAAAUUACAAGGCCGUAUUCCGCAGUCGGUUUCAUCUGCCAAGAGCCUGCAGCAGUUGCUGAUCGCCGGGAACAGAUUUUCUGGAGAGUUGCCUGGAGGAAUCUGCAAGUUGCAAGAGCUGGGAAGGUUUGAUACGAGUAGGAACAAGUUUUCGGGAGUGCUGCCUUCGUGUAUCAACAAGUUAACGAAUUUAACGGAGCUUUGCAUGCAGGGCAAUAACCUUAGCGGUGAAAUCCCAACGAAUAUUGGUGAUUUAGUUCAGCUGACAGAGCUGGAUUUGCAGGAAAAUCAAUUUUCCGGCCUCAUACCACCAGAGAUGGGGAAAUUGCCUGAGCUGAAAUACUUGAACCUUUCGAACAAUAAACUGUCUGGGGAAAUUCCGGACGAGCUCAGCAAACUCAAGUUAAAUGAGUUCGAUGUCUCCAAUAAUCGGCUUCAGGGUAGUGUCCCGCCCGGUUUGGAUACCCAGUUGUUUGUGUCAGGCCUAAUGGGAAAUCCUGGUUUGUGUAGUAAUAGUCUCAAAGAGCUCCAUCCUUGCUUGACGGCUAAACAUGCUCGUAAAAAAAUCAACUUUCUGUUGGUGGGGAUUCUUUCGGCUGUUGGGUCGAUUGGAAUUGUGUUACUCAUAUGGCUCGGGUUCAAGACUAAGAAAAUGUUCAACUUGAGACGCAAGGGCAACCAGACAUGGAAAAUCACGGCUUUUCAGAAGGUGGAGGUGGAUGAAGAGGAUGUGCUGGCCUCAUUGACAGCCGAGAAUGUAAUCGGGUCAGGAGGGUCCGGUUGUGUUUACAAAGUCGUGCUCAAGAGCGGGCAGACGGUGGCGGCGAAGAAGCUUUGGGAGGCAAACUUGGAAGAACCAGAGGAGGUGUUCCGGUCGGAAAUGGAGACCAUGGGAAACAUUAGGCAUCUAAACAUAGUGAAGUUGUUGUUUAGUUGCAUUAGUGAAGACUACAGGAUAUUGGUGUACGAGUACCUGGAGAACGGGAGUUUGGGGGAUGUUUUGCAUGGGGAGGGAGGUGGAGUUUUACUCGAUUGGCCUAAACGGUUUGCCAUUGCAGUGGGGACUGCCCAAGGGCUCGCGUAUUUACACCACGACUGUGUGCCUGCAAUUAUGCACAGGGACCUAAAGUCCAACAACAUAUUGUUGGAUGAGGAGUUUAGGCCCAAAUUGGCCGACUUUGGCUUGGCAAAAUUUUUGAAGCGGGAAGUGAAUGAGAGUGCUCAGACCAUGUCUCGUGUUGCUGGUACUUACGGAUAUAUUGCCCCAGAAUAUGGCUAUACGAUGAAAGUCACAGAAAAGACCGACGUCUACAGUUUUGGGAUAGUGUUGCUCGAACUUUUGACCGGAAAGAGGCCAAACGAUUCCUCCUUUGGUGAGAACAUGAGCAUUGUUAAGUGGGUAAAGGAUAUUACAUUGCCAUCCAGAAAACGAGGUGCAAACCGGGAAGCAAGUGAUAGUCGAAAUAUUGGCAAUUUGAACCAGAUAUUGGACUCUCGGAUGGAUCCUGACACGAUAGAGUAUCAUGAGGUAAAGAAAGUCUUGAAUGUGGCUCUCUUAUGUACUAUGGAGCUGCCCAUUAGAAGGCCAUCCAUGAAAAGGGCUGUCGAGCUGCUUAAGAAACGUUAG
Molecule: messenger RNA, 2967 nt
Organism: Striga hermonthica
Lineage: Eukaryota; Viridiplantae; Streptophyta; Magnoliopsida; Lamiales; Orobanchaceae
Source: the annotation of a GenBank genome assembly